GUGGUCACAUGUGAGGGAUUCUCGCCAUUGGUUUUGCCAGAGAAUGAGAUCAGAAUGAACUUUGUCUCCUAUUGUGAGGAAAUGAUAUAGCUAAGUGUUUCAUAGACCACCGUAAAAUACCUCAAUUCGUUUAAAAUACCUCAAACGUUUUGAAAGGGACUGAAGGGCUUAAUGGUCGAUAAAGUUGGAGACUCGGUCACUGAAUGCGUCAGUCGGUGUGCGCUUAUUAGAUCCCAAACAGGAAGUAGCAUUGAACUCAGCGUGCAUGGAGCCAAGCAGCAUGUACGAGAGCAGAUCGGAUGACGUUGGAUGUGACUUAACUGGAUCGGAAUCAGCUGUCAGUACUGCCACCCACGGGAGCCGGACGUGCAGACAGGGCACCGUUGUGGAGCGACUCUCGAGGUAUGUCAUGCCCAGUGCUUUCCAGCGUAGGUCGAGGCUGCAGAGGCAGAUGGAAGUCACUGACAGCUCGGCACCGGGAGGAUUUCAGAGGGAGGCUCCGGAGAGAGGCUCGUUCACACUCGCUAUGCGUAAAAAAUACCUGAAAGAGUUACUGUUAAGCAAUCCAACGCACAGCGGGUUUAGUAGCGUCCUGUCACAAACGCACAGUGUGUCCUCCGAGCAGGACGAAGGCUGGGCUUUGUAUCCGAUGGAGCACGCGUGGAUGCUGUCUGCAGUAGAGGGAAACUAUGAAACCAUCCUGGAGUUCAUCUCCGAGGACCCCUAUCUGUUAACCAGGAAGGAUUUCAUCAGUGGGUACUCAGUCCUGCACUGGUUGGCCAAGAGAGGACAGGACGAGACUCUGCUCAAACUUUUAAGGUACGCGGAAAGUGCGGGGAUCCCAGUGAAUGUGGACGUGCGGGGCAGCGGCGGGCUCACCCCGCUGCAUGUCGCCAGCAUGCACAGGCAGUACAUGGUCAUCAAGCUGCUAGUCGGAGCUUUCAGUGCCAACGUAGAUGCCAUGGACUACAAUGGAAAGAGAGCCUGGCAGUAUCUGAAGGGAGACGCCCCGCUGGAGAUGAAGGAGCUGCUGGGGACCUGGGAUGAUGAGCACAGAUGUGGAUGUGCGCAAAAUGUCAACAACAACAGCGCUGGUGCGAUGAACUUGACCGCACAUGACGAUGUGGAUCAUGUAGAGACAGAUCACGAUAACUCCUUCUACCCGGCUAAGACGGGGAGCAGCUGGGGGUUCGGGUCUUUUAGAAAGUUGCUGCCCUCGUUUUCAUUUCUUGGGAACAAAAGCUGAGUCUGGUUAUGACAUGCCUACAAAUAUGUGCAUUAUUUUCAGUCAGUUCACGGUUUUUGUGGUUCCUAAGCGCAUGUGGAGCAAAAAUGUUCAUGCCAAGUCAUUUCUGCAUUAUGAGGCCUUACCUCUUAAAACAAUCGUAAUUUAAAUUCAUUACAGAGCAAACCACAUCUCUUUUAAAACAACCACUUAUAAAAAUAAAUUUAUGAGAAGUUAAACUCCAACAUUUUCAAAAUUGAAUAAGCAGAUGAUCAAAGGGAUUUUUUUUUUUUUAAGGGUUGCUUUGGUUGUCAAAUCCUUAAUACCACGCACCCCCCCCCCCAUAU
Etheostoma cragini (Arkansas darter) is the source of this 1572-nucleotide messenger RNA. It is a transcript of the gene sowahd, whose product is annotated as sosondowah ankyrin repeat domain family d. The record is from RefSeq and is a predicted model, not a curated record. The transcript has 2 exons. The coding region runs from base 266 to 1246 and encodes 326 amino acids. Gene Ontology annotation, molecular function: protein binding. Lineage: Eukaryota; Metazoa; Chordata; Actinopteri; Perciformes; Percidae.